CAGAUAUUCUAUCCAUAUCUACAGAUACAUAGAAACGUACCGCUGCUUCGUUCUUCAGAAGACAAUGAUGCGUCAGUACUGCGUUAUUCGUGCCUGACUGUAUCCGUUUUCCCCUUCCCUUGUCCUGUCCCCUACACCCCGGCCACCUGAGAUCGGACGAAAAUCCUGGGCGCACCCGUCGACUUCCACAUCGGCCCUAGGCUCGCUCGGCCGGGAUGCGCAACAACGUUCGACAAGGCUCAACAUAAGAAUAACUUCCCACAACUUGGCCGCGGGUCGCCGACUGCAGCGGUUUUCUCGGCCUGCUCUGUAUAAACAGAGAGACCACACUCCGAUCCGCAAAGAUACCACACCCCACCGGCUCGUCCUUAUUUACUGGACCUUGCUCCUCCCUACCUCGUUACCGUCUUCGUUCUCGGGUGCUUGCUCUAUCAGGCCUCGAUAUGUCUCUUUGGUCUUGAAUCCUCUGCAGCAGAAGCCAGAACAUCACAAUGAAGCGCCUGGGCUACAGGAAAUCACGCAAUGGGUGCUUGAGAUGCAAGGAGAGAAGAGUCAAAUGUGACGAAAACAAGCCUUGCAGCGCCUGUGUACGCCAUGGCUUGCCAUGUAGUCUCGAAAACGCGGGAGCGCCGACAGGCGCGUCCUCUCAGUCCAUGGCUCACCUGCCGCCGCCAGGGCAACGUACCAAGAGGUCGGGUUCGCGCGGCUCGGCAUCGGCACUGAGACGCCGAUCAAGCGCGCAGUCUCCUGCUUCUCUCUCGCCACAGUCUGCCGCCGGAUCACUCGGGGGCCAACAGAGCGCUUCUAGCUCCGGCGGAGGAGGCCAAACUUCGCCUUCGUCGCAGUCAGAUCCGUUUCCUUACUUCUCGAGGUUCCUGACCGAUCUGAAUAAGACCGAGACGGCCAGCGGAUGGAUCUCUGAUCUCGAGCUUAUGCACCAUUAUACUUCGGUGUCUUAUCGAACCUUUUCGCACUCCUCCUUGGCCCAGAAGACUCUUCAAUACGACGUCCCGAGGGAGGCUCUCUCCUACCCGUUCCUCCUUCAUCAAAUUCUCGCUUUCUCGGCCUACCACUUGGCCUACCUCCAGCCAGAUUGCCGCCAUGCCUACCUCAUGCAAGCUGCCCAGCACCAGAAUGACGCCAUCAACGGGAUGAGAGGGACUCUCCUGGGCACGAUCUCCUCGACGAACUGCCAUGCCCUCUUCGCCUCCUCCAUCUUCCUUACCUUGAGCGCCUUUGCUACCUACCCGAGCUACGAGAAAUACAACCCUUCCUUCUCCCCGAUCGAUAGCAUGCUCGACAUCUUCACCCUCACUGACGGGAUGAGCAUGAUCCUGCGCGCCUCCGACGAGGAUCUGCGCAAGGGCCCACUGCGAGAGAUCUUCAUCCGCGGGUCCGGCGAUACCACGCCGUCCACCGUGGAGGCUACUCUACAACCGCUCUUCGAACGGCUCCCUCGCCUGAGCUCCCAGCUCGCGGAAAUUGGUCUCGUCGAGCACGAGGGAAAAUAUGCCAUCACCAACGCGGUGAUUGCCUUGAGCGAGUGCAUCGCCAAGGUCUCUACCUUCAACGCCAUGUCGGCACCGGUCGAGUUCCGCGCUGUGUUCCUCUGGCCCAUUCUCAUGACCAGCGACUACUUGGACAUGUUGCGUCGGCGUCAUCCAGCGGCCAUGGUGGUGUUGGCGCACUACUGCGUUAUCGUCCACAUGGCAGAGCCGUUUUGCUGGUUCCUGAACGGGUGGGCCCGGUCUUUGAUCUCGCUCAUAUCGCAGCACUUAACUGCAACUCCAUGGGCAGACUUGGUGGCUUGGCCCGUGGAAAUUAUAGGGGUUGGCGGUUACGAAGUACAGCUAGAUCGCAUGGCACAUGCAAUGCCCGUCGUUCUCUAGCCUGUUGUUUUAAUCAUUCUUUCAUUCUAUCACUUCAUACACGCUACACAUGAUAGCGCCUCGCAACCGGAAUAUCUUUACGGACAGUAGUCACUUGACAGAGAGUCGAUAUCAUCUCUCGCUAACAAGGGCCGGGGCGUUACUGGAUUUGGACGGGAAGACAUGGCCAAGGCAGCCGGAAUCGGCGGGUGGCCGGACAGGCGCGGACAAGCGCGGAGAGCGAAAAGGUUAUUUGAAUUUCAUGGCUUUGGCAGGGACUUUGGAGGUUGGAGAGACUGGAGUCCAGGAGGGAAUCUUGGUUG
Messenger RNA from Colletotrichum acutatum, 2191 nucleotides. RefSeq lists its product as uncharacterized. Lineage: Eukaryota; Fungi; Ascomycota; Sordariomycetes; Glomerellales; Glomerellaceae. The record is from RefSeq and is a predicted model, not a curated record. The transcript has 3 exons. Gene Ontology annotation, biological process: regulation of transcription by RNA polymerase II. Bases 492 to 1889 code for a protein of 465 amino acids. Gene Ontology annotation, molecular function: zinc ion binding; DNA-binding transcription activator activity, RNA polymerase II-specific.